Messenger RNA from Protopolystoma xenopodis, 330 nucleotides. NCBI's taxonomy places the organism in Eukaryota, Metazoa, Platyhelminthes, Monogenea, Polystomatidea, Polystomatidae. The record is from the annotation of a GenBank genome assembly.
AUGGGUAGCCACGACUCCGCCUCCUAUAGCAUCACUCAGCACAGUCGCCUGGCACCUCAUACUCCCGGUCUGACAUCUGCCCCCCUUUUCACUGGCCGACUGGGUCGUAGUUUUUUUGUUGGCUGGUCACGCACCCAACUAAGCAGUCUAAUCGAGCAGCUUUCAGCAGGCAUUCGCUACCUUGACCUACGAGUUGCGGUACAGAAAAUACGCCCAACUGUCCCCGCACCUGCAAUCGAGUCCAAUUUCGAAACAAAGGAAGCUGUUGGCCAAGACUCCCCAUUGGGAGAGACACGUCUGGCAAACCGCUUGCAAACGGAGUAUUGUUAA